AUGUCUCACGCCAUGCCAUACACCGUUCACGAGGGGGAAUUCGUGCUGGUCCCCGGGCGCCUGCUACCAAUUGCCACCCCGGAACUGCUGCGCAUCGGCUCGCCCAGCCUCGUCACCUCCCUCCCCAAGCUCCUUCACAAAUGGCACCAACCCCACAGUGUCUUAAGUGUGGCUGCAGCGCCUAGUCGCAAGCUCCUCUUUUGCGGGACUCAGGACUCCAGAAUAUUGGUCUACGACACCGUCACCUUCCAGCUAAAAUGCGAGCUCUUGGUUGAAAACGCCCUGAUCCUCUGUCUCGAUAUCAGUGACGACGAGCAGCUUUUGUUUAGCGCCGGCAGCGACUCGCUCGUCAAAGUAUGGGACAUUGACUCGCUCGAAGUGCGCUACAUCAUCUACUCAUUGGCGGAUAUCGGCGACAUCUUCUCCAUCAAAUGGUGUGGGCAACUGUCCACCAUCUACAUCGGCGCUCAGAACGCGUCCCUCCUCUGGACUCAGCUUCCGUUGGGCAAAAUUGGCGCCGCCGGUUGUCACUCGAUGGUGGACAAGCUCCCCAAUUAUCGCUACGACAAGUUCUUCGACUCCAAAGGCCCUGGCGGCCUGUUCAACGUGUUGCAGCUGAAACAGUUUCUUCAGCGCAAGAACAGCUCGGGGAAAAAGUGCCCCGCUCUCGUCGAAGUCGACCACCAAAUCCGCUUCGCCCACAACGGUUACAUCUACUGCAUGGAAUUCCACGAUAACAAGCUUAUCACCUGUGGUGGUGAUGGUCUCGUCAAUGUCUGGGAUCCCAAAACCAUGAAACGCGUCACCAGCUUGGAAAACAACGAGCUGAUCUUGUCGAUGUCGAUCCUGGGGCUGUACCUUUACGUCGGUCUCAGCGACUCCACCAUCAACGUGUGGGACUUACUGACUCAACAACAGAUUCGCAAGAUGUCGUUUGAAUCCGAAGAAGUGCUGAGUCUCGCUGUCUACGAAGACUCCUUGUUCAAAGGUCUGAGUGAAGGCUUGGUGAUGUUGUCUACAAACAGCUAUUCGCCAGCAGCUACUGUUCUCAACUUGAGUAAUCACAACUCUGUUCUUACAGUGGAAAUAUUCCAUGAUGACUCUCGCACGUACUUGGUGAGUGGAGGUUCGACAACAUGUCUUUGGGAUAUUACCUUGAUGACCCGUGUUCCAGUCCAAUUCCAGGAAGGGCUCACCAAUGACCACAUGCUCAAACUGUUGGAAUUUAUGGUCCUGUGUAAAACGGUGUCGAAGUUCCCUGAACUCUAUUUGGAAGAGUCACGCAAAUGUGCUCGCUACUUGUCAAAGCUUUUGGCGAGACUCGGCGCAUAUCAGACAAAGCUUUUACCCGUGGCCAACGGAAAUCCCAUUGUUCACUCAUGUUUCAAGGCUUCGGCGGACGUCAAGGAUCCUCCGAGAGUGAUCUGGUAUGGUCAUUAUGACGUUGUUGAUGUUGCCAACGAUUGGGAGACCGAUCCUUACGAAAUGGUAAGUAAAGAUGGUUGCAUUUAUGGCAGAGGCAUCAGUGACAACAAAGGUCCUGUCCUAGCUGCGAUUUAUGCAGUGGCCGAACUCGCAUCGGAAGGAAAACUUGAGUGUGAUGUUGUGUUUUUGAUUGAGGGCGAAGAGGAAUCGGGUCUGAUUGGGUUUCAAGAAGUCAUCACGAAAAACAAAGAUAACAUAGGACCCAUCGAUUGGGUGAUGCUUCUGAAUUCCUAUUGGUUGGAUGAUGAGAUUCCUUGUCUCAACUAUGGUUUGCGUGGGAUCAUAAAUGCACUGGUUACCGUGAAAUCCUUGAAACCCGAUCGUCAUUCUGGUGUUGAUGGUGGGGUCUCUCGUGAACCUACCAUGGAUUUGAUCCAAGUUCUCAGCCAGCUCGUGGAUCCACUGACACAAAAGAUCAACAUCCCCGAAUUUUAUGACUCGAUUCUUCCCCUCACCGAUAAGGAAAUGCAAUUAUACACCAAGAUAGAGCAAUCUGGCAUUGUCGAUCAAAAGUUGGAUACCCUUUUUGCCAAGUGGCGGAACCCUUCGCUCACCGUACACAACAUUCAGGUUUCCGGGCCGAAUAACAAUACAGUCAUCCCACAAUCAGCCACGGCAAUGGUAUCGAUUCGUAUCGUGCCGUCGCAGGAGCUCGAAGAAAUCAAACGCAACUUCGAAGCAUUGUUAUGCAAACAAUUUGAUGCGUUAAAACUGGAAAAUCUGUUCUCGGUGGACAUUUAUUAUACUGCUGAGCCUUGGUUGGGUGAUCCUUUCAAUCACGUAUACCAAGUUCUCGGCGAGAAAAUUGAGUUGCAUUGGGGCACCAAGCCCUUAUUUAUUCGUGAAGGUGGCUCUAUCCCCUCCAUCAGAUUCUUGGAAAAGUGCUUUGGAGCUCCCGCUGCACAAAUUCCAUGUGGUCAAUCAUCGGAUAACGCCCACUUGAAAAACGAAAAACUACGCCUUAUCAAUUUAUUCAAGCUUAGAAGUAUUCUCAAGGAUACCUUUAGUGAGUUGAAGCGUAACCCAUAG
Diutina rugosa is the source of this 2514-nucleotide messenger RNA. Its product is annotated as glutamine amidotransferase subunit. The transcript has a single exon. Gene Ontology annotation, biological process: glutathione catabolic process; proteolysis. NCBI's taxonomy places the organism in Eukaryota, Fungi, Ascomycota, Pichiomycetes, Serinales, Debaryomycetaceae. The coding region runs from base 1 to 2514 and encodes 837 amino acids. The record is from RefSeq and is a predicted model, not a curated record. Gene Ontology annotation, molecular function: peptidase activity; protein binding.